CUACAGCCGCCUUCUACAAGAUGAAUAUGAAGUCAUCCAGAAAAGUAACAUCAAUUCCCCAAGAAAUAAUCUUUGAAAUAUUUUCAUUGCUUCCCAUCAAGUCUUUAAUGCGUUUUAGGUGCAUUUCAAAAGUUUACAACUCUCUUGUGUCUGAGACAGAUUUCGUGUCUAUUCAUCAAUCCCGUUCUAUGACUCGUACUGGGGGAAUCAAAUUGCUUGCGCGCGAAAGAGAAGGUUUUUACACUAUAGAACAAAACGAAGAUGGUGAAGCCUCCCUUCUUCAUAUUGAGUAUCUUGAUGUACUCGACGACUAUAUUGGCUCGAGAAACCUUUUCGAGUGUGUUAAUGGUCUAUUAUGCUUCUCGACGUGGCACCAACCUGCUAUAAUUAUCAAUCCCAGUACAAGAGAAAUACGAUUUCUUCCUAAAAUAGAUGUGAAUCGCUAUUGUUACUGUUCAUUAGGUUAUGAACCAGAAGAAAAGAUUUAUAAAGUUCUUUAUACGAGAUUCGAAACUUUAGAGUCACACGCAAGAAACUGGGUUUUCACUUUAGGCAUAGACAAAUCUUGGAGGGAGGUUGAAAGCGUUUUCCUGUUUCCUCGAUUGAACGAGGGAGUUUGCAUUAAUGGAGUUAUCUAUAUGCUUGAUGCUUUUUGUCAGAGAAAAAGAAUAGUUGCUUUCGAUGUGAAAGCCGAAAGUUUCAGAACUAUUACAUUACCUUGUGCUUUACCUCAUGGGGUGGAUUCUUGUCACCUAAUAGAAGUGAAAGGAAAAUUAGCCGUCCUUGAAAAUAUGACGGAUGAAAAUUUUAAUUUGUGGAUUUUAGGAAAUGGUCAACUUCAAAUAUGGGAGAGGGAUACCAUUACUAGUUCUCCAGGGUUCCCUAGAAUGAAUUUUUGUUCCCAUGCACAUGAUGAGGAGAUUAUAUUCGUCGCUGAAGUGGAGGGCGAUAAAUUCACAUACUUCUCUUAUGAUAUUACAACAAAAAGUUGGAGAAAAUGCGAAGUCCAAGGAUCUCAAAGAGAAUAUUCGAUUAAAGGCAUUUAUAGAUGUGUAGAAAACCUCUACCCAUUGGAAAAAUGUUUAGUGAAUGCAAGGUAAUAGGUGUGGUGCUCCUUUUCAUUAUUCUUUUCUUGUUUUUUCAGUAUAUAGAGAAGUGCAUUUUCAGGUUUGAAAGUUCUAGU
Messenger RNA from Lycium ferocissimum, 1183 nucleotides. RefSeq names its product putative F-box protein At1g32420. The transcript has a single exon. The record is from RefSeq and is a predicted model, not a curated record. NCBI's taxonomy places the organism in Eukaryota, Viridiplantae, Streptophyta, Magnoliopsida, Solanales, Solanaceae. The coding region runs from base 21 to 1100 and encodes 359 amino acids. Gene Ontology annotation, molecular function: protein binding.